CAAACAUAAUAGGCAACACUGGAGACAAUUUCACAGACCUGCAGCCAAUCUGGGACAGCUGCUGGUCGGUGCACGCCCCCUCGCUCAGGAGGAAGACCAUGUGUGGCACCCUGGACUACCUGCCUCCCGAGAUGAUCGAAGGCAAAUCCCACGACGAGAAGGUCGACGUCUGGUGCAUCGGAAUCCUCUGUUACGAAUUCCUGGUGGGGCACCCGCCUUUCGAGAGUCCCUCUCACUCCGAGACGUACCGUCGCAUUGUAGCGGUGGAUCUCAAGUUCCCAACGUUUGUGUCGGAAGGGGCCCGGGAUUUGAUCUCCAAGUUGUUGCGCCGGAUCCCCAACGAACGGCUCUCGCUGCGGGCCGUGAAGGAACACCCCUGGGUGACAGCCAACUCUCGGCGGGUGCUGCCACCAGCCUUCGGUUCUGCAGCUUCGAACUAGCAGUACACAGACUCGUGAGGGGACCCUGGAUACAACGGAGGGACUGGAGUUCCUGUAUGAAACGUCCUCUGCUCUCCACAGUUGUCGCUGGAAGCUGAGAGGGCUGUAAAUGUGUGUUUCUUUUGCCUUCUCGGGGCUAGGUUUUGAGGCCCUGAACCACCACCUCAGCCUACCGCCCUUCUCAGCGUACCUGGGAACUGAUGGUGAAAUUCCCCUGCCUGGCCACGCCUGGCCACGAACCCUUCAGUUCUCUUUUAAAAGCAACUUUUAGCUGGGCCCGUUCUGAAACA
Messenger RNA from Gekko japonicus, 730 nucleotides. Its product is annotated as aurora kinase B-B-like. Lineage: Eukaryota; Metazoa; Chordata; Lepidosauria; Squamata; Gekkonidae. The record is from RefSeq and is a predicted model, not a curated record. The annotation marks the transcript as partial. Gene Ontology annotation, molecular function: ATP binding; protein kinase activity. The transcript has a single exon. Gene Ontology annotation, cellular component: spindle microtubule; chromosome passenger complex; spindle midzone. Gene Ontology annotation, biological process: mitotic spindle organization; regulation of cytokinesis; protein phosphorylation.